Messenger RNA from Peromyscus eremicus (cactus mouse), 628 nucleotides. It is a transcript of the gene Acyp2, whose product is annotated as acylphosphatase 2. Gene Ontology annotation, molecular function: acylphosphatase activity. The record is from RefSeq and is a predicted model, not a curated record. Lineage: Eukaryota; Metazoa; Chordata; Mammalia; Rodentia; Cricetidae. The transcript has 5 exons. The coding region runs from base 88 to 297 and encodes 69 amino acids.
CCAGCGCCGUGAGCCUCCAGCACCCGCGCCGCCGCAGCACCCGCGCCGCACACCCCGCUCCGCUUGCUCGCGAGAAGGCUGGCCACCAUGGCGGAGCCGCUCAAGUCUGUGGACUACGAAGUGUUCGGGAGAGUGCAGGGUGUUUGCUUCAGAAUGUACACAGAAGGAGAAGCUAAGAAAAGAGGAGUGGUUGGCUGGGUGAAGAAUACAAGCAAAGGGACUGUGACAGGUCAAGUGCAAGGUCCCGAAGAAAAGGUGGAUUCCAUAAAUCCCACUUUGGAACGAAAACCUGGCUAAGCAAGGUUGGGAGUCCUAGUUCUCGCAUCGACCGGACAGACUUUUCUAAUGAAAAAAACAUCUCUAAACUGGAAUACUCUAAUUUUAGUAUUCGAUAUUAAUGGAGAAAAAUAACAAUUGUAAAAUUACAUUGCAGGAAAUAAAACACAUUCUUAAAUUUGUAGUAGUAGGAUUAAAAAAUGGGAACUUUCUGUUCUGGAAACCUCAGAAUUAUAUGUUACUAAUAUGUCUGAAACUGAAAAACUUUUACCCACCUAUGUUUUCAGCAAGAAGAAAACAAAUAUUAUAAAAUAAAAUGUUGUAAAGUAUCAGAUAUGAUCAUUCAAGUGAA